This is a messenger RNA of Triticum aestivum (bread wheat), 1227 nucleotides long. RefSeq lists its product as uncharacterized. The record is from RefSeq and is a predicted model, not a curated record. The coding region runs from base 204 to 797 and encodes 197 amino acids. The transcript has 5 exons. Lineage: Eukaryota; Viridiplantae; Streptophyta; Magnoliopsida; Poales; Poaceae.
UGUUCAUCCCUCAAAAAAAAAGUGUUCUUCUUCCUUUAGAUAAGACCAAAUCCCUUCUCAAAAUCAAAAAAAGAGAGCAAAAGGACAAAUCUCUCGGCGGCGGAGGCGGUUUGAUCUCAUCGGCGGCGAUCUACUCCUUCCUUCACCACCCGGCCUCUCCCUUUCUCUCUCCAGUUACAGGAGCGGUCGAUCCAUCUGUGGCCAUGUCGUCGGCCAACGCAACCUCUUGUGUUUAUGGAGAAAUUUGGAUUGACGGCUUUGCCAGACUGCACAAAGGGGGUGAUUUCACUUCUAGCCCAUCAUCAAAUACUCUCCAGGAGUUCGGUGAUGUUUGGCUUGCUGCCGCCCAGCGCCAGCUCAGCCUCAGGCCCAAGUCGCCGUCCCCUGAGGAGCUGACGAAACGCAGACAGGAGCGUAAGCGCAAGGGCUUGGUCAUAGCGCUCAACACAUAUGCCAAGCGAAACAACAUGCAGCUCACUGAUUUAGAAUUCGUGGAAGAGAAAGAGAGGAACCAAGUCUAUGGACGCGGAGCACUAUAUGUGCACUCCAACUUUCUGGUGAAAGGUUCAGAUGGCAAACCUACUAUGUUCUUUGCUGAGAUGCAUCCUGACUGCACACAGGAAGAGGAUGUUGUCUGCUGCACUCCUUUGGAAGAAAAUGACUAUGGUCAUUGUGUCGAGUGUGACGAUCGAGCAAACGAGCUUAGGCAUCCCUCGGGUGGUGGCUACUUGGGUGGACAUGAUGAGAUGAUUUUUCACUUUGAGGAGCUGGACAGUGAUGAUGACUGUUUUAUGUGAAAGGUAUCUAUAUAUCCAACACAGAACCACAAACUAAUCAGUUUGGUCUUGGAUGUGGAUUUGUGGCUCUCGGGGUGCCACACACCCCUAUACAAAUAUAGUAUCAAAAAAUACUAGGAAAUUUAAAAAUAUUCUGGGAUUUGGGGAUAUCAAAAUGGGUGUCGUUCUACUCCACGGGCAUCCAUUCCUCACGAAACUAAACGAGGGGGUAGAAUGGGCAACCAUGUUCGAUAUCCCCAAAUCCCAGAUUUUUUUGAAAUUUCCUGGUAUUUUUUUAAUACUAUAUUCAUAUAGGGUUUUGUGGCAAGAGGUGAUGCAUGUUGUUGGAUUAACCAUCACAUGAUUAAUUAAGGGAAUCUUCCCUUAUCCAAACUGCCACACCGUUGCAUCCCGCAACCUACGAAAGGCAGCAACUGCCUCAUGAUGGUUC